Molecule: messenger RNA, 2009 nt
Organism: Solenopsis invicta (red fire ant)
Lineage: Eukaryota; Metazoa; Arthropoda; Insecta; Hymenoptera; Formicidae
Gene: CCT5
Product: T-complex protein 1 subunit epsilon
Exons: 7
Coding region: 162-1790 (542 amino acids)
Biological process (GO): protein folding
Cellular component (GO): chaperonin-containing T-complex
Molecular function (GO): ATP binding; ATP hydrolysis activity; ATP-dependent protein folding chaperone
Source: RefSeq, a predicted model, not a curated record
ACGACGUUCUUCCGGCGCAUUGUCGCAGACGUCGCAUUCGUCACGUCGUAAGUAGCGGUUAUUGGCGACGAAGGUGAUCGUAUCGGAGAGACAUUGGCAUCAGGAUCAACUAUUUCGUCAGGAAGUAAUCGAUCCGCAUUGGAUCUCGCCGGCUCGCCAAGAUGACCGCUAUACCAGGAACGGUGGCGUUCGACGAGUACGGCCGGCCCUUCAUCAUCAUCCGCGACCAGGAGAAGCAGCGACGCCUCACCGGUCACGAUGCUAUCAAGUCGCAUAUAAUGGCAGCACGCAAUGUGGCAAACAUCCUUAAAACAUCGUUGGGGCCUAAGGGAUUGGACAAGUUAAUGGUGAGCUCAGAUGGAGACGUCACUGUAACCAAUGAUGGUGCAACAAUCUUGAAAAACAUGGAUGUCGAUCACGAAAUAGCCAAGCUGAUGGUUCAAUUGUCGAAUUCUCAAGAUGACGAGAUUGGUGAUGGUACAACUGGAGUAGUCGUGUUAGCUGGUGCACUUCUGGAACAAGCUGAACAGCUGCUGGACAAGGGUAUUCAUCCAAUCAGAAUUGCUGACGGUUUUGAAUUGGCAGCCAAGUGUGCAACUGAGCAUCUCAAGACAAUAACAGACGAUUUCAAAGGAACCCCAGAAAAUUUGGAGCCUUAUAUCGACAUAGCUAUGACUUCAUUAGGUUCAAAAAUCAUUAACAAGCAUCACAGGCAGAUGGCGGAAAUUGCUGUGCAAGCUGUAUUGGCAGUUAUGGAUCCUGUCACUCGCGACGCUAACUUUGAACUAAUUAAGAUAGAAGGAAAAGUUGGUGGUAGAUUGGAGGAUACUGUCUUAGUACGCGGUGUCAUUGUCGAUAAAGACUUCAGUCAUCCACAAAUGCCGAAGAGAUUAGAAAACGUCAAACUAGCCAUCUUGACAUGUCCAUUUGAACCACCAAAACCGAAAACGAAGCACAAGUUGGAUGUCACGUCGGUCGACGACUACAGAGCCUUGCGUGAUUACGAGCGCGAGAAGUUCACGGAAAUGGUGAAACAGGUUAAAGCAGCCGGCACGACACUAGCUAUUUGUCAGUGGGGCUUUGACGACGAAGCUAACCAUCUUCUGCUGCAGAAUGAUUUGCCCGCGGUUAGAUGGGUCGGCGGCCCAGAGAUUGAACUCAUUGCUAUUGCAACCGGCGGACGUAUUGUACCUCGUUUCGAGGAAUUAACGCCGGAAAAACUUGGUCAUGCCGGUGUUGUCAGGGAAUUGACAUUUGGCACAACAAAGGACCGAAUGCUAGUCAUCGAGGAAUGUCAGAACUCUCGCGCUGUGACGAUCUUUAUUCGUGGCGGCAACAAAAUGAUUAUCGAAGAAGCGAAACGAUCGCUACAUGACGCAUUGUGCACCGUACGCAACGUAGUGAAAGACAACAAGAUUCUUUACGGUGGAGGUGCGGCAGAAAUCUCUUGCUCGCUAACAUGUAUGGCGCAGGCUGAUAAAAUCAGUACUUUGGAACAGUACGCCUUCCGUGCCUUUGCCGAAGCUUUAGAGAGUGUUCCUAUGGCGCUCGCGGAAAAUUCAGGCCUUUCUCCGGUGGAUACCAUAGCGGAAAUUAAAGCACGUCAAUUGGCCGAAAAAAAUCCCGCUCUUGGUAUAGAUUGCUUAAAUCGAGGCACAGCGAAUAUGAAGAGACAAAAUGUUAUCGAGACGUUGGCGAGCAAGACGCAACAAAUUUUAUUGGCUACGCAGCUCGUGAAGAUGAUCCUGAAAAUUGACGACAUACGCUCGUCUCACGACGGUGGAUCUUAAAAACUAAGUUAAUUUAAUUAUGUUUUAUUAUAUUAAAUAUUCUAAUUGGUAUCGUUCUAUCUGCUGCGUUUAUUUUUGCAUUUGUAAUAAUUUAGAGCUUCAAUUGAUUAAAUUGAAAAUUUUUUCAGUAAAUUUUACAAUAUGUAAUAUUGGGAUACAUUAUCUCUGAUUUGUAUACCGAUAUGGCAAUACAAUUAUUAAGCGAUACCUGAUUCACAG